UAAAAGCGAAGCACGCGCCUCAUCCAAGAUGUCUGCGCCCGGGGAGAACACGUUUGAAGACGAGGAGCGAGACGUUGUGGAGGACAUGGACGAGGAAGGCAGCGACGACGACGACGGAGGGGAAGGGAUGGAGGAGGAAGGAGAAGGGGAGAGGAAGGUGUACGUGCCCGGGAUCGAGCCGCUCCAGGCCGGGGAGGAGCUGGAGAUGGACCACUCCGCGUACCGCAUGUACCACGAGUGCCAAACAGGCGCUCCGUGUCUGAGCUUCGACAUCCUGAGAGAUGCGGAGGGAGACCGGAGGGAGCAGUUCCCGCUGUCCAUGCUGGUGUGUGCGGGCACGCAGGCAGACACCGCUCUGAAGAACAGACUGCUGGUCAUGCGCAUGCAUAACCUUCACGGGACACAGAAAGACAAGGAGGGAGAAGAAAGCAGCGACGAAGAAAGUGAUGAAGAGGAGGAGGAGGAGGAUCAGGCUAAAAAACCACAGAUGGAACUGGCCAUGAUGCCCCACUACGGAGGGAUCAACAGAGUCAGAGUGACCCAGUGUGGGGAGCUGUCGUUGGCUGCCAUGUGGUCCGAGAAGGGACAGGUAGAAAUAUUCAACCUCCGACGUCCGCUGGAGGCCGUCCACAGUUCUGCUGCCAUGGCUGCGUUCGUCAAACAGCAAGAGGAAGCCACACCGCUCUUCACUUUCUCAGGGCACAUGAGCGAAGGCUUCGCUCUCGACUGGUCCCCGAAAGUUCCCGGUCGCCUCGUCAGUGGCGACUGCAAGAAGAACAUCCAUGUGUGGGAGCCGAAAGAAGGAGGGACUCUGUGGCAGAUCGACCAGCGGCCGUUCAGUUCGCACACCAAGUCUGUGGAGGACCUGCAGUGGUCGCCCACUGAAGCGACGGUUUUUGCAUCGUGUUCGGUGGAUCAGUCUAUUCGUAUCUGGGAUAUCCGUGCCCCUCCCAAUUCCAUGCUCUCGGCCGAUGAAGCGCACACGUCAGACAUCAACGUGAUCAGCUGGAACAGGAGCGAACCUUUCCUCCUGUCCGGAGGGGACGACGGCCUUCUGAAAGUGUGGGACCUGCGGCAGUUUAAGACCGGGCGGCCCGUGGCCAACUUCAAGCAGCACAGCGCUCCCGUCACCUCGGUGGAGUGGAACCCCGUCGACUCCAGCGUCUUUGCGGCGUCGGGCGCGGACGACGUCAUCAGCCAGUGGGAUCUGUCUGUGGAGUCCUGCGACGUGGGCGCCAGGGUGGAAGGGGUGAAGGACCUCCCCCCUCAGCUCCUCUUCCUGCACCAGGGCCAGACCGAGAUCAAGGAGAUCCACUGGCACCCGCAGAUCCCCGGUGUGAUGGUUUCAACCGCCCUGUCAGGAUUCAACGUGUUCAGGACGAUAUCUGUGUAGCGAGUGAGUGCGCGCGGUUCGUUUUUAAUAAAUACUUUGGUAUUCACACGAGUAGCUCACAUUUUGUGCAUUGAGCAGCAAAGAACUUGUAAUAAUGUGUAUAUAGCUAGGUUAUGUAAGUAAUAAAUUUUUUUGACAUUUAUUUGCCGACAUCGACGCCAUGUGUUGCUCCGACUGAGCCCUCGAGUCUGCUCUGCAGAUGUGUCAAGUAUUUACGGUAUUUCUCGGUGCAUGUUAAAA
This is a messenger RNA of Salarias fasciatus (jewelled blenny), 1633 nucleotides long. RefSeq names its product glutamate-rich WD repeat containing 1 (gene grwd1). Gene Ontology annotation, cellular component: nucleolus. Gene Ontology annotation, molecular function: protein binding. The transcript has 7 exons. The record is from RefSeq and is a predicted model, not a curated record. Gene Ontology annotation, biological process: ribosome biogenesis. Bases 29 to 1393 code for a protein of 454 amino acids. NCBI's taxonomy places the organism in Eukaryota, Metazoa, Chordata, Actinopteri, Blenniiformes, Blenniidae.